UCUUUCUAUCUUAUAUACAUACGGAGUGCUACAAACAAUCUCCUCAUCCAAUUAAACUCUGCGUUGCAAUAUAUAUUUAUUACAAAACCAGAAAUGGCUCCCGAGAUUGUGAAAUCAACGGUCGGAAAUGCGGAUGCGCCGGUGGUGGGCGGUCCUCGGCAUGCCUACGUCACGUUCUUGGCCGGCGACGGCGACUACGUGAAAGGCGUCGUUGGGUUGGCCAAGGGUUUGAGGAAAGUCGGCGCUGCUUUCCCGCUCGUCGUGGCGGUCCUUCCCGACGUCCCGGCGGACCACCGCCGUCUCCUGGUGGCGCAGGGCUGUAUCCUCCGUGAGAUUCAGCCGGCGUCCCCUCCCGCUCGCGCUGAUGCUCAUCACAACACGUAUGUUAGAAACUAUUUCGUUCUCAACUACUGCAAGCUUCGCCUUUGGGAGUUUGUGGAGUACGAGAGAAUGAUAUACAUGGAUGCAGAUGUGCAAGUGUUUGACAACAUAGAUCACCUGUUUGAGCUGCCAAGCGGCUAUUUCUAUGGGGUGGUGGACUGUGUGUGCGAGAUGUACGGCCGGCCCUGCGCCCAGAAACUCCGGUGGCCGGAAGAACUCGGCCCCCAGCCCCCUUACUACCUCAACGGCGGCAUGUUUAUAUUCGAGCCUAACCUCAACACCUAUCACCACCUAAUCCAAACCCUCAAACUCACCCCUCCCACGCCUUUUGCCGAGCAGGAUUUCCUGAAUAUGUUCUUUAGAGAGAACAUGAAGGCGAUUCCUCCGAUGUACAACCUGCUGGUGGCGAUGUUGUGGCGGCACCCGGAGGCGGCGGACGUGGAGGCGGCGAAGGUGGUUCAUUACUGCGUGGCGGGGUCGAAGCCGUGGAGAUUCACCGGUGAGGAAGAGAACAUGCAGAGACGAGACAUGAAGAUGCUGGUGAAGAAAUGGUGGGAAAUAUACAACGACGCGUCCUUGGAUUUCAAUGCCCAACGCCACACCAAGACUCCGGCGGCGUCGCGGCCGCCGGAGCUGGUGGUUCACUACAGGUCCGCUUCAUCGGCGGCUUGACUUGAUCAUGUUGACCACAUUAAAUAAGUGUUGAUGUUUUGUAUGUCGCUUUGUACCAAAAAUCAUAUUUAUAUAUAUGUCUUUCUACUCACUUCA
Molecule: messenger RNA, 1149 nt
Organism: Salvia miltiorrhiza (redroot sage)
Lineage: Eukaryota; Viridiplantae; Streptophyta; Magnoliopsida; Lamiales; Lamiaceae
Product: galactinol synthase 2-like
Exons: 3
Coding region: 94-1053 (319 amino acids)
Molecular function (GO): glycosyltransferase activity
Source: RefSeq, a predicted model, not a curated record